Gigantopelta aegis is the source of this 2671-nucleotide messenger RNA. RefSeq lists its product as uncharacterized. The record is from RefSeq and is a predicted model, not a curated record. The transcript has 4 exons. Lineage: Eukaryota; Metazoa; Mollusca; Gastropoda; Neomphalida; Peltospiridae. The coding region runs from base 85 to 2049 and encodes 654 amino acids.
UUUGUGUCAAGGUAUCUGUAGAGGUAUUCGUUAAACGGUUUUCAGUUGGUGUUCGUGUUCUGGGGUAGUACAGAGAUAGAGGCAAUGGCAUUUACGUCUCUAAUAUUUAUUUUAUGUGUCCUGAAGACGAGUUACAUCGCUGCUGCGUCAACAAACGUUGGAAGAGAAUACAUCAUUGUUUUCAUGGAGCAUAUUGUUAAUUCUAGCCAACUCACCGUUUAUAUCACAACACGUCAUCAGACAGCAGUGGAAGUCCAACUAUCAGCACCUCUGGCUCCAUCUUCUCAAUAUCCACUGAACAUAACGGUAACUAACAGUGUUGUGUCUCGUGUCACGCUGAACAAAGACCUCGCUCUAAAGUUUACUGGACGAUUUGACAAUGGAGUUUUGAUUUCUAGCGAUGGCGAUAUCACUGUCCAGUGCUUUAGUUCCAGUAUAUCUGCAAAGUACCCAUAUAGUAUUGGUGGAUAUCUCGCUUUACCGACAAAUGUUCUGGGAACGGAGUACAUGAUAGCUACGUUCCGCGAACGAAACAGCUGCCUGUUCGCAGUUGUUGGUAUAGCAGAUGAUACUCUCGUGGUCAUAUCUUUCAAACUACCACCGAUGAAACAGGUGAUGUUCGAAGACAAGACGUACAGAAAUGGAGACACCGUCAACAUCACCAUCAACAGAUAUGAAGCUGUACAUAUGUCGUCACUGGGUUCCCUGACCGGCACCUUUAUAAGAGCCACUGCAAAGGUUGCUGUGUUUGUCGGUGCAGACUACACAUCCGCUAAUGGACUCUCCAUGGAUCACAUGGUGGAACAACUCCCUCCAUUAGACUCGUGGGGAAUGGAUUACAUGCUGAUUCCUUUUCCAGAUCGAUCGUCAUUUGACUUGGUCGUGGUUGUGGCCCAGUUUGAGCGAACAACUGUUGUGUAUGACAACGCUAAGUACGUCAUAGAUGGAGCUGGAGAGAACAUCACAUUAAAGCUUAUGUCUGACACACCAACAAGACUCUGGUCAGACAAAAGAAUUGAAGUGAUGCAGGUUUCCACUAGUUUCAAUACUUACGCAGUCUACACCGACCCAGCAAUGCUUCUUAUUCCUCCAGUGGAACAGUGGGUUUCGACAUAUCUCUUUGCGUCUCCGAAUAUAGAACGCCGAGCUAAGCCUGUUGUACUAGCUCUUGCUGCAGAUAGCAACUGUACUCGUCUGUUUAAAUUGAUGGCAGGAGCAACGCAGGUUUCUCUGACGUGGACUAAAAUAGCUGGAACCAAAAGCAGCGUGUCAUAUACAACCCUUGCUCGAGAAGGCCCUUAUACAGUGGACAGUCUGAACGAUCCAAGCACGUGCUCAGCAUUCGGUGGCUACCUCUACGGACCAGGAUUUCACUCGGCCUGGGCAAUGCCAAUCGGACAGUCUGUAAAAUCAUUACCAGAUAAAAGGGACGAGGUGGUAUCAAGUUCUGCAGAAUUGGGCGAAUCGUCUUCCUUACAAAUCAUGUCUUCUUCUCCUCAAAUAGAAGCCAGUACCCGGUUCGAAUCGCCGUCACUUGAAUCAUCAUCAGAUGAAUCAUCAUCACCGGUUAUAAGACCAUCGUCAACGUACUUGUCUUUGACGACCACUUACGAAGAGUCGAGUGUAAAUGCAGAAAUUUCUGAACAUAGUAUCUGCAGCAGCAAUGACGCAUUAGAGGUGUCUCUCACGACAUCAACGAGUAUGGAAAAGAGUUCGUCAUUGCAGCCUUCGACCACCAGUAUCAGCUCUACUCGUCCGCCAUUGUGCACGUGCUCGUGCAAGGUCACAAGAACAGUGACUGACGUCAGCUCGAAGAUUGUCGAAAUGCAGAAGAAUCUGACAGUAGAGAAGAAGAAUCUGUCGUCCACAAGACGAAAACAGCAGAGUGCAGUUGACCCCAGGUCAUCGUCGCUUACCAUCGGUCUGUUUGGGAUAGCAUUUGUAUCUCUGACUCUCAUGUUGGUUACCGUGCCGGACAUCAUCCAAGGGAUCAGUUACCUAUUAUCUGCUUUUCACGCAGAACAUUCUUUUGAACGGUCCAAAAAGUAAAAUAUCUGGCCUGGUGCUUGUAUAACACGUUUAGAGUCUAGACUCGAGCCUCUAAUAAAGUCUGAGACACUAAUGUCGUGACAACGCCAUACAAACUGCAUACGUGUGACGUCAUUGGAGAUUGAGUCUGGACUCUAAAGGUGUUAUAAGCACGGGCCCUGGUCUUGACUUUUGAUUAUUUGAGAACGUGAAGAGCAAUGCAGAUGAUGGAUUACGAUAUUACUAGUUAUGAUAUUAACCAUACAUUUGUAUGUUCCUAAGUUAACAAAAUAUUUAAUGUUUAUAGGUCCAUGUAUACAAUAUAAUACUAUAAUAUAAUAUAUUAUGUUGCAGUAGUGUUUAGAACUAUAUGAAAUAUACACUUCUGUAAAACUGACACUAGAUUAUCAUAAAAUAAUUAUUAUGAGAAUCAAACACAGCAUGUACAUUUUACAGUAACGUAACUAUGAAACAUGAAAAGAUAAUUUGUGACUGGUUAUUUAUUUCAGUUGUCAAUUAUUACAUCAAAGACAGCGUAAUUACAAACAAGAUAUUAUUUCGAUAUAUUUGAAUUUCAAACGUGCGCUUUUCUACAAGAUUUACAUUAUUCUAGGUAUUUUUUAGAAAAUGACAAAAAUGUAUG